AUGGCCCAGGACCGUCCAGCCCGCGCCCUGGAGCCCGAGCAUAUCCAGCAGCUGCUGCUCUCCAGCCUCGAGGCCAAGAAGUCUGCCUACUGUCCCUACAGUCAUUUCCCCGUGGGCGCCGCCCUCCUCACCCGGGACGGCAGGAUCUUCUCAGGGUGCAACAUAGAAAAUGCCUGCUACCCACUGGGCAUCUGUGCGGAACGAACUGCCAUCCAGAAGGCCAUCUCAGAAGGGUAUAAGGAGUUCAGAGCAAUUGCUAUUUCUAGUGACUUGCAAGAUGAUUUUAUCUCGCCAUGUGGAGCCUGCAGACAAGUCAUGAGAGAGUUUGGUACCCACUGGGUUGUCUACAUGACCAAGCCCGAUGGCACGUAUGUCGUCAGGACCGUGGAGGAGCUGCUGCCAAGCUCUUUCGGGCCCGAGGACCUGCAAAAGAUCCAGUGA
Elephantulus edwardii (Cape elephant shrew) is the source of this 441-nucleotide messenger RNA. It is a transcript of the gene CDA, whose product is annotated as cytidine deaminase. The record is from RefSeq and is a predicted model, not a curated record. Gene Ontology annotation, cellular component: cytosol. The coding region runs from base 1 to 441 and encodes 146 amino acids. Gene Ontology annotation, molecular function: zinc ion binding; cytidine deaminase activity. The transcript is spliced from 4 exons. NCBI's taxonomy places the organism in Eukaryota, Metazoa, Chordata, Mammalia, Macroscelidea, Macroscelididae.